Messenger RNA from Ambispora leptoticha, 177 nucleotides. The record is from the annotation of a GenBank genome assembly. NCBI's taxonomy places the organism in Eukaryota, Fungi, Glomeromycota, Glomeromycetes, Archaeosporales, Ambisporaceae.
AUGGAAUAUUAUCACCCAACCGUCCGACACUGGCACAAACGAGUGGACAACGAACUAAAAAACCUUUACGGACUUUACGGCCGAUAUGACGUAAAAUUUGUGGGUGAAGAGGACCUGAAAUUAAUGCAGGACAUAGUGUGCGCGGGAACGGCUAAACUCGAAGAACUGGGUGAAAUG